Messenger RNA from Vitis riparia (riverbank grape), 772 nucleotides. RefSeq names its product dirigent protein 23-like. Lineage: Eukaryota; Viridiplantae; Streptophyta; Magnoliopsida; Vitales; Vitaceae. The transcript has a single exon. Bases 172 to 720 code for a protein of 182 amino acids. The record is from RefSeq and is a predicted model, not a curated record.
AAAAAAUGGACCAAAGGUUGUUCACCAACAGGGUUGGUACAGCUCUUAAAUGCCUGAUCAUCUUUCCGAUUAGGUAACCACCCUUGAAAAUCUAGGACAUGUGCUACAGAGAAAACCCCUAUAAAACCCUCCCUCCACAGCCCUCCUUUCUGCUCUGAACUUCACAAAGAAAUGGCAAAGCUAGCUCUGGCUCUGCUGCUCAUCUCCAUGGCCAUGCCAUGGGCUCAACCCCAAGACCUCAAGUGGGCCAAGAGGCUCGACUCCGGCGGCCAACCCACCACCAAUCUCCAGUUCUACUUCCACGACACACUCAGUGGCAAAACCCCAACUGCAGUUCGCGUGGCUCAGGCCUCACAAACUGACAAGUCUCCAACUCUCUUUGGAGCCUUGUUAAUGGCGGACGACCCCCUCACAGAGGGACCCGACCGGAGUUCCAAACUCGUGGGUCGCGCCCAGGGGCUGUACGGGUCGGCGAGUCAGGAGGGGUUUGGUCUGAUAAUGGCUCUGAGUUAUGGGUUCUGCGAUGGAAUCUACAAUGGCAGCUCCAUUAGCGUUCUUGGGUUGAACCAGGCUCUGAACCCGGUCCGGGAGCUGCCGGUGGUGGGCGGAACCGGGGUCUUCCGGAUGGCUCGUGGAUUUGCGGAGGCGAGGACUCACUGGUUUGAUCCUGCCACGGGUGACGCUAUCGUUGCCUACAAUGUGACCGUAUUUCAUUAUUGAUGAUUAAUUAUUAAAUUUGUAUUAGUAUUAAUUACCUUUUUAUGAUUUUCUA